Alternaria hordeiaustralica is the source of this 1983-nucleotide messenger RNA. RefSeq lists its product as uncharacterized. The record is from RefSeq and is a predicted model, not a curated record. Bases 1 to 1983 code for a protein of 660 amino acids. The transcript has 2 exons. Lineage: Eukaryota; Fungi; Ascomycota; Dothideomycetes; Pleosporales; Pleosporaceae. Gene Ontology annotation, molecular function: oxidoreductase activity; FAD binding.
AUGCUGGCUAAGUCUUUCACUCUUUCUUUAGCCUGUGCUGCUUUCGUGUCAGCACAGAGUGCAUCGAUCGCUGUCCCUCCUGCUGCCGAAACGCUCGCUGCGAUUGUCACGCCUGCAAACCUCCCUCUUUUUGAAAGCGAAACGAUCCAAUUGACAGACAAUGUCGUUGCUGCGCUUCGGAAGAAUCCCGACUUUGCGGACUAUGCUUCGCUUGUCGAAUUUGAGGACAGCGCGAACUCUACCUUGUCGGUGAGAGGACGUCGCACUCGUAGGGCGCUUCGCUGCAAGACGAUGCCUGGAGACGAUUUGUAUCCGAGCCAGGCAGCAUGGGCCGAUUUCGAUAAACUACUUGGCAAUGCUUUGGAUAAGAUCAUUCCCAUCGCUUCGCCGUGUUACAAGGAUUCCGAGUAUGACAAUUACGAUGCUGCCAAGUGCGCGAAUCUGGUCAAGAACUUUGACGCAGAGGAAACAUACUACAACGACAACGGAGCCUUGAUGAACCCCCUCUACUAUGGAAUGACCUGCCGACUCCCUGCAUCGGGCGACUUGGCAAACGGCACUUGCACCCAAGGUGGCUACUCAGAGUAUGCUGUAAAAGUCAGCAAUGUCGCACAAAUCCAGUUGGCUGUGAACCUCGCACGCAACCUCAACCUUCGUCUAGUCAUUAGAAACACUGGCCAUGAUUACAACGGUCGCUCGGUUGGAAAAGGUGCACUCAGCAUCUGGACCCAUGGCUUGAAAGAGAUCAAGUAUGUCGAAGACUACGAGAGCCCCACAUACAAGGGCCCUGUCUUCAAGGUUGGGGCUGCUGUUCAGGGCUUUGAGCUGUACGAGGCUGCCGACAAGUAUGGUAUCUCUGCCAUUGCUGGUAUCUGCCCAACGGUCGGCGUGUUUGGCGGGUACUCCACAGGCGGUGGUCAUUCACCUCUCAUGCAACUGUUCGGUGUGGGAUCAGACCAGAUCGUCGCUCUCGAGGUCGUGCUUGCCAGUGGCCGGUUUGUUACGGUCACUCCAGAGGUCAACGGUGAUCUGUAUUGGGCUAUGCUUGGCGGCGGUGGUGGUACUUUUGGGGUCAUUACUUCGGCUGUCGUCAAAGUCCAUCGUAAAGUUCCGGUAACCACCUCUUCCUGGACCAUCAUGACAUCCGAGAGCGUUACCGCCGAGAAGUUCUGGGAAGCCUUCAGGUUUUUCUAUGACAACAUUCCCGUAUACAACAGGGCUAAAACGUACUCCUGGUUCCAGGUUAUGAAGCUCGCGCCGGGGUCCUACAUGUGGCAUAUGGGUCCUUUCUUCGCUACCGACAAGACGAUCGAGGAGUACGAGACUUUGAUCAAACCGUUUUACGAGAAGUGCGCUGCCCUCGGUAUUGAGCUGAACGCCAAUACGACCUACUACGACAGCUUCUAUCCGGCGUAUCAGGCCACGUUCGGCACGUUAAAUUAUCACAUUGGUGACGCUAGUGGUAUUUCGGGUAAUCGUUUGGUUACAUCAGACAACUGGAAGACGUCCGGGAUCCGUGACAAGACCUUCGCCGCCGUCCAGAACGCUGUCGAAAAUGACGUGAUAUUCGCCAUGUACCACCAGCGCCCCGCCGAUCAAGAAAACAGGAAUAUCAACUCCGUCAAUCCCGCAUUCCGGAAUGAAGAGAGCCAGAUGGUCAUCAUCAAUUCGGUCGCUGAAGAAACCGCUGAAGGAUGGCAGGCUACCGUCGAAAAGCUCACAACCCAGGUCAUGGCUCCUCUUCGUGAGGUGACGCCCACUGGCGGCGCAUAUGGAAAUGAGGCCGACAUCGCCGAGCCCAACUGGCAGCAAUCUUUCUGGGGCUCAAAUUACCCUAGGCUUCAGCAGAUCAAGAAGAAGUAUGACCCUGACAUGCUCUUCUACGUGCACCACGGGGUUGGUACUGAGGGCUGGGCCAUCGAUGAUAAUGGUAUCAUCGGCGCCGGUGUCCAAUCGACGGACGGUCCAUUGUGUCGCGUAUAG